Molecule: messenger RNA, 1167 nt
Organism: Hevea brasiliensis (rubber tree)
Lineage: Eukaryota; Viridiplantae; Streptophyta; Magnoliopsida; Malpighiales; Euphorbiaceae
Product: ethylene-responsive transcription factor ERF027-like
Exons: 1
Coding region: 64-789 (241 amino acids)
Biological process (GO): regulation of DNA-templated transcription
Molecular function (GO): DNA binding; DNA-binding transcription factor activity
Source: RefSeq, a predicted model, not a curated record
UCUCAACAUCUUCUUCUAGUCUUAGGUCUUUUUCCUUCACAAACCCUAUCCCCAAUAUUUUAUAUGGCUGACCCUAACAUGCCCUCUAAUGUGCCCCAAAUACACCAAACUCAGCCACUAUUAUCAUCAUCUUUUGACCCUAGCUCUCCCCCUAUACCGCACCCACUUGACCCAUUUCUGUCACGCUCUAUCCCUACAACCCCAUGUGAAAGCCCUUCCCUAAAACACCCUCCUCAACCUCAACCAUCCAACUCCAAUCCUACCGCCAUGGCCAUGGCCACCCCUUCUGCCGCUCCCAAAAGGCACCCUUUAUAUCGAGGAAUCCGCAGCCGAAGUGGCAAAUGGGUGUCUGAAAUCCGGCAGCCUCGCAAAACUACUCGUAUUUGGCUUGGCACCUAUCCAACCCCAGAGAUGGCAGCUGCCGCCUAUGAUGUUGCUGCUCUAGCCUUAAAAGGUGGAGAUGCAGUUCUAAAUUUCCCUGGUUCUGUUGGGUAUUAUCCCGUUCCUGCUUCAUCAUCAUCUACCGAUAUACGUAAUGCAGCAGCCGCAGCUGCUGCAUUUAAAAAGGCUGAAAUGAAUCGAGAAUUGGCACAGCUGCCUAGAAAUGACGAUACCCUUAAUGCCAAUUUUACAGCAGGUCAAGAAUUUAUUGAUGAGGAGGCACUGUUUGAUAUGCCAAAUUUGCUGGUGGACAUGGCGGAGGGAAUGCUGCUUUCGCCGCCAAGAAUAACCUCUUCCGAUGACUCUGCAGGAACUUCCGAUGGAGAGAGUCUGUGGAGCUAUUUUUAAUACAUAAUCAGUUUAUAGAAUGCUAGCUCCUUAAUCUCUAAAUUUCAAGAAUGGAUCGAUUAACAUGAAGCGUAACAACAUAUAGAAAGAUACAAGAGGACAUGGCCGCAUCUAGUGACCUUUUUUUUGCACAAUUGGCCUCUCAUCGAUCAAUGAAUAAAAAGAAGAGAUCAUGGAGGGAAAUUCAAGAAAAACAGGAUCAAAGAAUUUUUAACAGUGAUUCCCAACACGUAGAGUUUUUGAAUCUGAUCAUUCAGAAGAGUGAGAGAUUUUAGGGUUUGCAUAAUAUGGUGAUCUGUGAGCAAUACGGUCUUGCUGCUGUAGUAUAUAUUUUGGCUUGCUUUUUUUUGAGAUAAUGAUAUAAUGUUCUCCAAAUUU